Messenger RNA from Solanum stenotomum, 627 nucleotides. RefSeq lists its product as uncharacterized. NCBI's taxonomy places the organism in Eukaryota, Viridiplantae, Streptophyta, Magnoliopsida, Solanales, Solanaceae. The record is from RefSeq and is a predicted model, not a curated record. The transcript is spliced from 2 exons. Bases 1 to 627 code for a protein of 208 amino acids.
AUGCCGGGUUAUGCCAAAUUCAUGAAGGAGUUAGUCACCAAGAAUAGAAGCAUGGAUUUUGAGACAAUAGAAAUUUCACAUAAUUGUAGUGCCAUUAUGACUAGCAAGAUGAUUAUAAAGAAGGAAGACCCGGAAGCAUUCCCCAUUCCAUGCACUAUAGGUAUGCUUGAAUUUGCUAAAGCUCUAUGUGAUUUGGGGGCAAGUAUAAAUCUAAUGCCCUAUGCAAUCAAUAAGCAACUUGGGCUGGGCAAACCAAAAUCCACAACAAUGCAACUUCUUAUGGCGGACCAGUCGAUCAAACACCCCGUUGGGAUACUCUAUGAUAUAUUAGUGAAGUUUGAUGGAUUCAUCUUUCUGGCUGAUUUUUUUAUUCUUGAUUGUGAGAUUUAUGCUGAAAUUCCCAUUAUUCUGGGAAGACCAUUUUUAGCAACCGAGAGAGCACUAGUGGAUGUUGAAAGCGGAGAGUUGAAGUUCCAGGUGAAUGAAGAUCAGGUCACCUUUAAUGUUGUUUUUGCAAACUAUGAUGAGUCCGAAGUUCAAGAUUAUGAUGAAGUGGUAGCCGCUCUUUUAGGAUUAGGAGAAUACUCAAGAAACCCAUUGGAGCCAGAUAUCGAUCUAAAGAAUUAA